AUGCGAACGAGCAUAACAAUCAACACCGAUACCGCCGAGGAGACCCGCGAAGUCGGGAAAAUCAUCGGCCAGGAGGCCUCUCCCGGUGACAUUUACCUGCUCACCGGCCCAUUGGGCGCCGGAAAGACCUGCCUCACCCAAGGUAUAGCCAGGGGAUUGGAUGCGCCCGGCUACGCCCGCAGUCCCACUUUCGUACUCGUGACCAGGUAUCGGGGUCGUCUCACGAUCCAUCACGCCGAUUUAUACCGCAUCGGUCAUCCCGCGGAAGCCUGGGACUUGGGUCUGGAAGAUAUCAUGGCGACCGGGGAAGAUGUGCUCAUCGUGGAAUGGGCGGACCGAGCCGCCGAGAUUUUUCCUCUCGACGCCUUUGUGGAUCCAAUUGGACUAUGCGCCGGACGGCAGCCCGGCGGCGUGCGAGGUGAUACCCGGUCCGGACGGUUCGAUUCCGUCGCGACACCGCAUCGCCAUUGCCGAUGCUCCGGAACGAUACGAGCGGCUGCUGGCACAAUUGACGCGUUUCGCCCCCUCCGGUUCUACUCCCUCCGAUGA
This is a messenger RNA of Geodia barretti, 549 nucleotides long. NCBI's taxonomy places the organism in Eukaryota, Metazoa, Porifera, Demospongiae, Tetractinellida, Geodiidae. The record is from the annotation of a GenBank genome assembly.